Molecule: messenger RNA, 1428 nt
Organism: Purpureocillium lilacinum
Lineage: Eukaryota; Fungi; Ascomycota; Sordariomycetes; Hypocreales; Ophiocordycipitaceae
Biological process (GO): SNARE complex assembly
Cellular component (GO): endosome; lytic vacuole
Molecular function (GO): SNARE binding
Source: RefSeq, a predicted model, not a curated record
AUGGAUUGCGACAUCUGCCAUCGCGGCCACGACCCCCAGCGCCUGCCCUUUCUCUGCGCCGUGGACGCCCGCAACCAAGUGUAUGACGCUCGCCUCAAAAACCUCCAUCUUCUCAUCGAGAACGACACCCUGCAGGCCCAGAUCGCCAAGGCCAGCGCUGAUGGCCCGGCCACCGCUGACCUCACACUUGCGCAUCAGCGCCUCGCCGAGGACCGGGCAGACCAGAUCCUCGCCGCUGCGGACAAGCUGCGCACCGAGAUUCAGGCCGCGCGGGAUGAGAUCAAGACACGCCGGGCUGCCCUCGCGCGCCGCCGCUCCGAUCUCUCAUCUGUCUCGACGGGAUUAGCAGACCGGAGAGCCAGGCAGCAGCACGAGGUCGAGAAGUCGACGCAGAUGCUGCGCUUCCGCUGGUCCCAGGGUGCCGAGGAAAUGGCCCAGACACGAGCGUUCUUGUGCACUGAGGCUCUGCGACUGUAUGGACUGAAACGAACCAGGAAGAGCAACACGUCACGCUACGACUAUCAAAUAGGCAAGGUGCCAAUCGUCGACCUCACCAGCAUGGACUCCCUCGCUCCUGAAGUCAUCUCGACGUCCCUGGCUCACGUAGCACACAUCGUCAUGCUCGUCUCUCAUUACCUCGCCGUGCGCCUGCCUGCGGAAAUCACCUUGCCUCAUCGCGACUAUCCCCGGCCAACCAUCUUCAACCUACCCGGCUCGUACCAGCAUGGUCCUGUCGCAUUCCCUUCCUCCUCAUCCUCUUCCGCGCCUAUGUCCUCCGCGGCGCAAAUCCGGGACCCCGAGUCUCACCAUGUGCCCCGCCCACGCCCGCUCUACGUUGACAAGCCUCUACCGCAGCUGUCUAAAGAGGACCCGGCCAUGUACUCCUUCUUCCUGGAGGGUGUGACCCUGCUGGCGUAUGAUAUCGCCUGGCUGUGCAGCUGCCAAGGCGUGUCGAUCGGCGACAAAGGCUCUUUCGAGGACAUGUGCCACAUGGGCAGGAACCUGUACAACUUUGUCCUCGCAUCGCAGCUGCAGGGCUACGUGCAGCCGGCAAAGCCGGCAAACAACGGAUCGCACGGGGAAGACAACAACAGCGUUGAAUCCCGCUCGAACUGGAUCGGCCGGUACUCGCACGGCACCACCUACUACUACCUCGGCGGCGUGGAGGGAACCGACUUUAUUCGCACUUUCAAGCUGCCGAGCCCCAUGAAGCUCGCUGAUAAGCUCAAGAAGAAGUUGCUCGGCGACGCGCCUGGUGCCGAUUGGGAAGUGCUGGACGACGAUGCCUGGAAGCCCGACGAUGUCACCAAUGCCGAUGCAGGCGUCAGGGCACUGUCAGGUGCCUUCGCCGACAAGACGGGGCUUGAGGGACCGAGCUCCCCACGCGCGGGCACAAACGGAUGGACAAAGGUGAAACAUAGACCCUAA